CACAAUUAAUUGGUUAAUAAAUACCCCUAAGAGUAACAUUAGAACCACAACAACAAACAACAACAAAAACCAACCACGAGAGAGUAGUAGUACAUAGACUAUAAGUGCCCACAAUGAAAGUGAGUUGCAAUGGAUGUCGCGUACUUCGCAAAGGCUGUGGUGAAAAUUGUAUCAUCAAGCCUUGUCUUGAGUGGAUCAGUUCCCCUGAGUCCCAAGCCAAUGCCACUGUCUUCCUUGCCAAGUUCUACGGCCGCACUGGCUUGCUCAACCUCCUCGCCGCUGCUACUCGACAAAAUGCCCCAGUUGUGUUCAGAUCCUUAUUGUACGAGGCUUCGGGCAGAAUGGUGAAUCCCACUUUUGGGGCACUAGGUUUAUUCUGGCAAGGAGAGUGGAGCCGAUGUGAAGCUGCAGUUGAAGCUGUGCUAUCUGGCUCAAGAAUUAAUGACGUGGCAACCGUUGAUUUGAAUACCUCAAGUACACUCGUUGGUGAUCAUGUUCUUCAAACAUAUGAUAUACGACACGUGGCUAGAGGUUCCAACAUUGGAAUUAAAGGAAAAACUCAAUUCAAGAGAGUCGGAGAAGUUUUCAAACCCAAACCGCGUCUAGGUUCGGUCAGCUCAACUGCAUUGUUGACAUCAGGUUGGGAUACGGCAUGUACCGAACCUGGGGAGGCUUCUUCGGUAAUUCAGACUGAGCCCAAGGAAAUCGUUGAAACACAAGUGAAUUUGGAACUCACUCUUGGCUUUCAUUGCCAAUAAAUCAAUACAAAACAAAUACUUCCUUCCGAA
This is a messenger RNA of Cicer arietinum (chickpea), 788 nucleotides long. Its product is annotated as LOB domain-containing protein 42. Lineage: Eukaryota; Viridiplantae; Streptophyta; Magnoliopsida; Fabales; Fabaceae. The record is from RefSeq and is a predicted model, not a curated record. Gene Ontology annotation, biological process: regulation of gene expression.